AUGGCUUCGGGCGCGCUCGCGGGCGCCGUCGAGCACACGGCGAUGUUCCCGGUGGAUACGAUUAAAACGCGCCUGCAGGUGGCGGCGAGCGGGACGUCGUACGCGCAAGCGAUCGGGACGCUCACGGCGCGCGCGUCCGCGGCGAACGCGGCGAACGCGGUGCGGUCGCUGUAUCGAGGGGUGUCCGCCGCGGGGUUGGGCGCGGGGCCGGCGCACGCGGUGUACUUCGCGACGUACGAAAAGUGCAAGGUGGCGUUCGGGGGUGGGAACGUGAACGAACACGCCCCCGUCGCGCACGCGCUCGCGGGAGUGUGCGCGACGGUGCUCGCGGAUGGGUUGCAAAACCCCGUGGAUACGGUGAAGCAACGACUGCAAAUCUCGGAUUCGCCGUACAAGGGGGCGCUGGAUUGCGUGGCGAAGACGUUUCGGAACGAAGGCGUGCGGGCGUUUUAUAGAAGUUACCCCACGACGUUAGCGAUGAAUGUCCCUUUCACGGCGAUCCACUUCGCGGCGUACGAAAGCGCGAAGACGGCGCUGUUCAAGGCGAGCGAGGCGGAGAAGGAGGGGUUCGCCGUGCAAUUCGCCGCCGGGGGCGUCGCCGGGGGUCUAGCGGCGGCGGCGACGACGCCCAUGGACGUCGUCAAGACUCGCAUGCAAACGCAAUGUGUUUUACUCGAUUGCGACGUCGCCAAGACGGUGGAAACGACCCCGAUGGACGUCGCGCGCGCCAUCGUUCGCGACGAAGGCGCGCUCGCCCUCACUCGCGGCAUGAGCGCGCGCGUGCUCUUCCACAUCCCAGCCGCCGCCAUCUGUUGGACGACGUACGAAGCCGCCAAGCGCGCCUUCGGUUUGGACGGCGACGACGCCUUCGGCCACCGUUAA
Molecule: messenger RNA, 882 nt
Organism: Ostreococcus lucimarinus CCE9901
Lineage: Eukaryota; Viridiplantae; Chlorophyta; Mamiellophyceae; Mamiellales; Bathycoccaceae
Product: MC family transporter
Exons: 2
Coding region: 1-882 (293 amino acids)
Biological process (GO): iron import into the mitochondrion
Cellular component (GO): mitochondrial membrane
Molecular function (GO): ferrous iron transmembrane transporter activity
Source: RefSeq, a predicted model, not a curated record